GGUUUCCUCUCUCUGAGAACGAGGACCGUUGGGGCUUCGCUGGCCCGAGGGGUCCCGGGACGGGACAGGACCGGCCCCCACCAUGGAUGGGGCGGGAGUCCGGCCCCGAGAGUCCGCCAGGACGGGAAUGGCCGAGCCCGGGCUGACCUCCUGACCCCGGGGAGACGCCCCGGGAAAGGGAGCCUCGUCCUGAGCAGGGUCCAGGACCCCCCGGACCUCCCGGACCCCGGACACCUUGGACCCCGGAGACCUAGGACCACGGAGAUCCUGGACCCCAGAGACCUAGGACCCCGGAGACCUAGGACCACGGAGAUACCGGACCCCAGAGUCCUAGGACCGCGGAGAUCCUGGACCCCGGAGAUUCCUGACCCCGGAGCCCGGAGAUCCCGGAGAUCCCGGACACCCCGGAGAUCCCGGACACCCCGGAGAUCCUAGACCCUGGAGAUCUCGGACCCCGUAGAUCCUAGACCGCGGAGAUACUGGACCGCGGAGAUUCCUGACCCCAUACCCCGGACCCCGGAGAUCCUAGACCGCAGAGAUCCCAGACCCCGGAGAUCCUAGACCCCGGAGAUCCCGCCCGGAGACCUAGGACCCCGGAGAUCCCGGACCCUAGAGACCUGAGACCCCGGACCCCGGAGAUUCCUGACCCCGGAGACCCAGGAUCCUGGAGAUUACAGACUCCGAAGAUCCCGGAUACCCCAGACUCCGGAGAUCCUGAACCCUAGAGACCCCAGAUCCCGGAGAUACCAGAUCCGUGAGAUCCUAAACCCCGGAGUCCCCCGACUCCCCAAAUCUCGGACCCCAGAGAUCCUGGACCCCAGAGAUCUCGGAGUCCAGGGCGAGAGGAGAGCAACUGGACCAUGAGAGUGGUACUCGGCCUUGUCGUGGCCACUCAGCUCUUCUGCCUGGAGGCUCUGGUCUGCAAAGAUGGAGAGUACCAAGUCGGGAAUGAAUGCUGUCCCAUGUGUCCCUCAGGCUUUCGUGUGGAGAAGCAUUGCAACACCUGGACUGGGACCACAUGCAUACCCUGCAUUCCACAGACCUUCACCGCACACUUAAGCGGUCUGAUGGAGUGCCUCAAGUGUAAAGUCUGCGAUCCUGUGUUUUCUUUUGUGAUGAAACAGAACUGCUCGUCCACCAAGAACACCGUGUGUGGCUGUGUCCCGAAUCAUUACUGCUCUGAGUUAAAGGACGACGAUUGUGAAGCAUGUACAGAGCAACCCAUCUGCAAGCCGGGACAGAGGGUUAAAGUCAGAGGUACAGAAACCCAGAGAAGGGUCUGUGAAGACUGCCCCGCUCAAACAUUCUCCCCCACCGGGAUGCUGGACGUGUGUCAGCCAUGGACCAACUGCACGGCCCUGGGUCUGGUUGAAAAACGAGCUGGCACAAGCACGUCAAAUGUGGAAUGUAAAAAGCACUUGGACACUCGGCUCCUCAUCGGGCUGUUGGUCCCUGCCGUUUGCUUGGGGGGCGUUGUCAUGGUCUUCAUGUGGCACCGAUGGAAAAGGAAGCAAGGGGACCGCGAUCCUGAGACUCCACCCAAACAGGAGGAGGUGGAUCACCUGUCAAACAAUCAUGGCAACGAAAACAUUCCCAAGUCCGUGGAGGAGACGACCCCCUGUAUGGAAGACCACAACCAGGGAGCGAGACCUUCCGGGAGCUCCACCUGAAGAAAUCGAUCCAGGAGGAGGGUUUCUCCAGCUCAUCGUCCUGGACUCACUGGUAGCAGCGGUAGCUACCCAGCCUCGGGGGCUCCAGGCCCGACCCAUUCUCCUGUGGGAACUGUUCGGGAGGGAGCCCGAGCCCACAGCUGGGUUGGCCCUGCCAUGAUCCGCAACACGCUGGAGGAAGUGAUAUCGUACCCGUCAGCUUACCUUCGGAGCACGAGACCAUUCUAGCAGAAGUGGGCCUGAGAGUCAGAAGACCUGGAUUCCAAUGCUAGCUCUGUCACUUGCCUGCUGAGUUACUUUGAGCAAGUCACUUUAUGGCUCUUACCUCUUUCCUCAACUGUAUAACGGGGAUUCGAGGAUUCUUCCUCCUACUUAGACCGUGAGCCCUUUUGGGAUCACCCCAGUGAGUGACAUCUAAUGACUGCCGAAGCAGCAUGGCCUAGUGGAUACAGCCAGGCGUAGGUCAGUCUACUCCCAGCUCUGCCACUUCUCUGCUGGGUGACCUUGGGCAAGUCAUUUCACGUCUCUGGGCCUCAGUUCCCUCAUCUGUAAAAUGGGGAUUAAGAAUGUGAAUUGUGUGGGGGACAGGGGCUUCUUUCCACUUAUUUUGUGUCUACCCCAGCAUUUAGAACAGUGCCUGGCAUAUAGUAAGAGCUCAAGUACCACAAUUCCUAUUAUUAACACUGAAUAAUAAUAACCAUGAGAAUAA
Molecule: messenger RNA, 2379 nt
Organism: Ornithorhynchus anatinus (platypus)
Lineage: Eukaryota; Metazoa; Chordata; Mammalia; Monotremata; Ornithorhynchidae
Gene: TNFRSF14
Product: TNF receptor superfamily member 14
Exons: 8
Coding region: 861-1670 (269 amino acids)
Biological process (GO): defense response to Gram-positive bacterium; positive regulation of T cell migration; negative regulation of alpha-beta T cell proliferation
Cellular component (GO): external side of plasma membrane
Molecular function (GO): protein binding
Source: RefSeq, a predicted model, not a curated record